AUGCCACUUUCUGCAUCGCCUCUCAGACCGCCGGCCCUCGGCUUGCCACCACUGCCGACAAGGAAAAUUUUCAAUCUGAGGUAUUUUGUGCAGUCUUGGAUUACUUACCAGGGGAGGAAUACAAUCACUAGAAAGAUUAUUGAGCAUACACCGGUUUCUCUUCUUUCUAAUACUACCAGGGAAGACUCUAUUAUUUGGAACUUAAAUGCCAAUGGUAGAUUCUCUGUCCAGUCUGCCUGGAAUGCAUUCAGAAGGCCCAAACCUCCGGUCCCUUGGGCUAAAGUAGUGUGGUACAAGCAUGCAGUUCCUAGGUGGGCUAUUGUGCAAUGGUUGGCCAUCCUGUGUAGACUUUCCACAAAGGACAAGUUGCAGCAGUGGGGUGUCUUGGUGGAAAACCAAUGUGUGUUGUGUUCAACUACUAUGGAAUCUCAUGAGCGUCUAUUUUUUCAGUGCCCUUUUUCAUCUCAGUUGUGGAGCUUGUUGCAAAUGAAGUUUAGUUCCUUUUGCAGCCUCUCUAUUCUUUCACAGGUGGUAGAUUGGAUGGUUCAACACCAUACUGACACUCUUUUCUUGAAUCUGGUGGCUAAAGUGAUUUUUGCUGCUACGAUUUAUCAUGUUUGGGGGGAGCGUAACAGACGUAUUUUCCAACAGCAUAGAGGCUUAGAUGUGCGAAAUUUGGAAGCUCAGAUUUGUACAGAGGUUAGAGCUUGUAUUAGUUCUUGGAGAGGAGUGAAGAGAAUAGGAGUUAAUUUGGCUCUUUGCUCUCGUUGGCGCUUUUCUACUUGUAUUUUUGACUCUAGGUAUUAG
Molecule: messenger RNA, 807 nt
Organism: Rhododendron vialii
Lineage: Eukaryota; Viridiplantae; Streptophyta; Magnoliopsida; Ericales; Ericaceae
Exons: 3
Coding region: 1-807 (268 amino acids)
Source: RefSeq, a predicted model, not a curated record